Canis lupus familiaris (dog) is the source of this 1708-nucleotide messenger RNA. RefSeq names its product SWI/SNF-related matrix-associated actin-dependent regulator of chromatin subfamily D member 2-like. NCBI's taxonomy places the organism in Eukaryota, Metazoa, Chordata, Mammalia, Carnivora, Canidae. The transcript has a single exon. Gene Ontology annotation, biological process: regulation of transcription by RNA polymerase II. Gene Ontology annotation, cellular component: SWI/SNF complex; nucleus. The annotation marks the transcript as partial. The record is from RefSeq and is a predicted model, not a curated record.
UCUCUGGCCAUCAAAAAGCCUCUGACGCAAAAACGGAAGCUGCGCAUCUAUACUUCCAAUACGUUCAGUCCCAGCAAGGCAGAAGGCGAUACUGCGGGCACCGCGGGGCCCCCUGGGGGAACCCCUGCAGGGGACAAGGUGGCUUCCUGGGAACUCCGAGUGGAGGGAAAACUGCUGGAUGAUCCUAGCAAACAGAAGAGGAAGUUUUCUUCAUUCUUUAAGAGCCUCGUCAUUGAGCUGGACAAAGAGUUAUACGGGCCUGACAACCACCUGGUAGAGUGGCACUGGAUGCCCACCACCCAGGAGACUGAUGGCCUCCAGGUCAAACGGCCUGGAGACCUCAACGUCAAGUGCACCCUCCUGCUCAUGCUAGAUCAUCAGCCUCCCCAGUACAAGUUGGACCCCCGACUGGCAAGGCUGCUGGGGGUGCACACACAGACAAGGGCGGCCAUCAUGCAGGCUCUUUGGCUUUAUAUCAAACACAACCAACUGCAGGACGGGCACGAGCACGAGUACAUCAAUUGCAACCGUUACUUCCGCCAGAUCUUCAGUUGUGGCCGACUUCGUUUCUCUGAGAUUCCCAUGAAGCUGGCUGGGUUGCUGCAGCAUCCAGACCCCAUUGUCAUCAACCAUGUCAUUAGCGUAGACCCUAACAACCAGAAGAAGACAGCAUGCUACGACAUUGAUGUGGAGGUAGAUGACCCACUCAAGGCCCAGAUGAGCAAUUUUCUGGCCUCUACCACCAAUCAGCAGGAGAUUGCCUCCCUCGAUGUCGAGAUCCAUGAGACCAUUGAGUCCAUCAACCAGCUGAAGACCCAGAGGGAUUUCAUGCUCAGCUUUAGCACGGACCCUCAGGACUUCAUCCAGGAAUGGCUCUGUUCUCAGCGCCGAGACCUCAAGAUCAUCACUGAUGUGAUUGGGAAUCCUGGGGAGGAGAGACGAGCUGCUUUCUACCACCAGCCCUGGGCCCAGGAAGCAGUGGGGAAGCACAUCUUUGCCAAGGUGCAGCAGCGAAGGCAAGAACUGGAACAGGUGCUGGGAAUCCGCUUGACCUAACCGCUCAGGGAACUCCUCCUCUGCCUGGAAGGGGACCACUCUCUGGGACCACAGACACAUAGGCUAAGGAUGGGGUGAGGGCUCUGUCCUGUUACCCUAUGCUCCCCAGCUAUAGUUUCAUAAAUGUAGUGAUAGGAUUCUUUGUUGCUUUGGUCCCCAAAGCCUUAUACUUACUUCAUACUUUGGCUUUAAAUGGGUUCACAAGAGAUGCCUCCUCUGCUCCCUGCAGGCAGGCAGGCCCAAGUAGGUCCGCUGGAGGCUGUACUUUGACAUUGGCAUGGAGACAUUUCAGAACCAGGCCUGCUGGCUUUGCUUGUUUACAGACCUCCUUGGGGCCAGUGUGAGAGCUGGCUCUGGGGAGCUGGGUGAGGAAGAGGAGCACAGCUCACACUCUUCCUAGCCUUUCUAAACCAAAGUUCUUCGCCAUUCCUACCAGCCCAGCCUUGCUGCCGGUUUUUUCCUUUCCUUUGGGUAUUUGCACUAUGUGGGAAGCAGGUUUUUCUAUGCGGGAGCCACUUUUUUGUACAGGGGUAAGUUGGGGUUUUCAGGGAGUCCUGUUUGGUGCCUCCUUCCGUAUUUUCUUUCCUCAAUCUAUGCAAGCGGCUCUGGCCACCAUCAUCUCCUCGGAUGCCAGAGGGCUGUCACCCUAGCU